AUGGCAGACCAGCGAAGAGACUUUGGUGUGACGUCUCACACUAUUUUGCUGGUACAGCCUACCAAGAGGCCAGAAGGCAGAACUCAUGCAGACUAUGAAUCUGUGAAUGAAUGCAUGGAAGGCGUUUGUGAAAUGUAUGAAGAACAUCUGAAAAGAAUGAAUCCCAACAGUCCUUCUAUCACAUACGACAUCAGUCAAUUGUUUGAUUUCAUUGAUGAUCCGGCAGACCUCAGCUGCCUGCUUUACCGGGCUGAUACCCAGCCUUAUAACAAAGACUGGAUUAACGAGAAGAUCUACGUGCUCCUUCGGUGGGCCCAACAGGCUGGGAAAUAA
Molecule: messenger RNA, 333 nt
Organism: Callithrix jacchus (white-tufted-ear marmoset)
Lineage: Eukaryota; Metazoa; Chordata; Mammalia; Primates; Cebidae
Source: RefSeq, a predicted model, not a curated record